GCGGCGGUGGCUGUGGCUGCUCCUCCGACAUGAGGCAGCGGUACCAAGGGGCUCGGCGGUGGCCGCAGCCGCGGCGGCAUCUCUAGCUCGGGAGGCUGCCCCCGGGCGUGGGCGGGCGUCCCGGGCCGGCGUCGCGGGAGCGGGCUCUGCGGCAGCGCCGCGCACGGGCCGCCGGCUGAGGGGCCAGCGCCCUACGCUUGGCGGCUCCGGGGCCCGAGGCAUCCCCGCCCGUUGGGUCGGCCCCAGCAGCCGGGAGAGGGCGGGCGGGGCUGGGAGCAGGCCCCGCUAGAAGGGCCGCGCCGACGGGGGUGGCCGCAGCGCCGCGGGCUCCGCAAACUCGCUGCCCGCCUCCCGCGGGGCCGCUGAGCGCGGGGCGGGACUGAGGGGUCCGGCCGGCGGCCUGACGCAGUGGAGGCGCCGCGCUCUGCGCAGCAUGAGGGGCCCGCCGCCGUCGCCGCCGCCGCCGCCGGGAAAGCCGCGUUUACCAGAGCCGCGGGCGGCGUGAGAGUGUUCGGGGCCGGACUCCCCUCCGCCGCCGCGGCGGGCGCUGCAGGCGAGUGUGCACGAGGGUACCGGUGACCCCUGCUGGGGAAGGCUCCGAGCGCGCGGCAACAUGGCUUCCCCGCCCCACCAGCAACUGCUGCAGCACCACAGCACCGAGGUGAGUUGUGACUCCAGCGGAGACAGCAACAGCGUGAGGGUCAAAAUCAACCCCAAGCAGCUGUCGUCCAAUAGCCACCCCAAACACUGCAAGUACAGCAUCUCUUCUAGCUGUAGCAGCUCGGGGGACUCAGGGGCUGUCCCCCGGAGAGUAGGCGCCGGAGGUCGCCUGCGCAGGCAGAAGAAGUUGCCCCAGCUGUUCGAGAGGGCCUCCAGCCGGUGGUGGGACCCCAAGUUCGACUCGGUGAACCUGGAGGAGGCUUGCCUGGAGCGCUGCUUCCCGCAGACCCAGCGCCGCUUCCGGUACGCCCUCUUCUACAUUGGCUUCGCAUGCCUGCUCUGGAGCAUCUAUUUUGGGGUCCACAUGAGAUCCAAACUGAUUGUCAUGGCAGCCCCUGCUCUGUGCUUCCUCGUGGUGUGUGUGGGUUUUUUCCUGUUUACCUUCACCAAGCUGUAUGCCCGACAUUACGUGUGGACCUCGCUGGUUCUCACCCUUCUGGUGUUCGCCCUGACCCUGGCUGCCCAGUUUCAGGUUCUGACGCCUGUCUCAGGACGUGUUGACAGCUCCAAUCAUACUCCGGCAGCCAAGCCUACAGACACUUGCUUAUCCCAAGUGGGGAGCUUUUCCAUGUGCAUCGAAGUGCUCUUUUUGCUCUACACCGUCAUGCACUUACCUUUGUACUUGAGCUUGUUUUUGGGAGUGGCCUAUUCUGUUCUUUUUGAGACCUUUGGUUAUCAUUUCCGGGAUGAGAACUGCUUCCCCUCACCUGGAGCAGGGCCCCCGCACUGGGAGCUGCUGAGCCGAGCCCUGCUCCACAUCUGCAUUCAUGCCAUUGGGAUCCACCUAUUCAUCAUGUCCCAGGUGAGAUCCAGGAGCACCUUCCUCAAGGUGGGACAGUCAAUUAUGCAUGGAAAGGAUCUGGAAGUGGAAAAAGCCCUGAAAGAGAGGAUGAUUCAUUCUGUGAUGCCAAGAAUCAUAGCUGAUGACUUGAUGAAACAGGGGGAUGAGGAGAGUGAGAAUUCUGUGAAAAGGCAUGCUACCUCCAGCCCCAAAAACAGGAAGAAAAAGUCUUCCAUACAGAAAGCCCCUAUAGCAUUCCGCCCGUUUAAGAUGCAGCAGAUUGAAGAGGUCAGUAUUUUAUUUGCAGACAUUGUGGGCUUCACCAAGAUGAGUGCCAACAAGUCCGCUCAUGCCCUGGUGGGUCUCCUCAAUGAUCUGUUCGGUCGCUUUGACCGGUUGUGUGAAGAGACCAAGUGUGAGAAAAUCAGCACCCUGGGAGACUGCUACUACUGUGUGGCAGGGUGCCCUGAGCCCCGGGCCGACCAUGCCUAUUGCUGCAUUGAAAUGGGCUUGGGCAUGAUAAGAGCCAUUGAGCACUUCUGCCAGGAGAAGAAAGAGAUGGUGAACAUGCGUGUUGGGGUUCACACAGGGACUGUCUUGUGUGGCAUCUUGGGCAUGAGGCGGUUUAAAUUUGAUGUGUGGUCCAAUGAUGUGAACCUGGCCAAUCUCAUGGAGCAGCUGGGAGUGGCUGGCAAAGUUCAUAUUUCUGAGGCCACUGCAAAAUAUCUAGAUGAUCGGUACGAAAUGGAAGAUGGGAGAGUUACUGAACGCCUCGGCCCGAGCGUUGUUGUUGACCAGUUGAAAGGUUUGAAGACAUACCUGAUAGCGGGUCAGAGAGCGAAGGAGUCUCAUUGCAGCUGUUCAGAGGCCUUGCUUUCUGGCUUUGAGGUCAUUGACGGCUCCCGGGUGUCCUCAGGCCCUAGGGGACAGGGGACAGCAUCGCCAGGGAGUGUCAGUGACUUGGCGCAGACUGUCAAAACCUUUGAUAACCUUAAGACCUGCCCUUCGUGCGGAAUCACGUUUGCUCCCAAAUCGGAAGCUGGCACAGAAGGAGGAGCAGUGCAAAACGGCUGUCAAGAGGAGCAUAAAAAUAACACCAAGGCUUCUGGAGGACCUCAUGCCAAAGCGCAAAAUGGACUUCUGAGCCCUCCCCAAGAGGAGAAGCUCACCAACAGCCAGACCUCCCUGUGUGAGAUCCUACAGGAAAAGGGAAGGUGGGCAGGUGUCAGCUUGGACCAGUCUGCUCUCCUUCCACUGAGGUUCAAGAACAUCCGGGAGAAAACGGACGCCCACUUCGUUGAUGUUAUCAAAGAAGACAGCCUGAUGAAAGAUUAUUUUUUUAAGCCACCCAUUAAUCAGUUCAGCUUGAACUUCCUGGAUCAGGAACUCGAACAAGCCUACAGGACCAGCUAUCAAGAAGAGGUUAUGAAGAAUUCUCCUGUAAAGACUUUUGCCAGUGCUACCUUUAGCUCCCUCCUGGAUGUGUUUCUGUCGACAACAGUGUUUCUGAUUCUCUCCAUCACCUGCUUCCUGAAAUACGGGGCUGCCGCCACGCCUCCCCCGCCCGCCGCACUGGCUGUCUUCAGCGCGGCUCUGCUGCUGGAGGUGCUGUCUCUGGUGGUCUCUGUCAGGAUGGUGUUUUUCCUGGAGGAUGUGAUGACGUGCACCAAGCGCCUGCUGGAGUGGAUAGCCGGCUGGCUCCCACGCCACUUCAUCGGGGCCAUCCUGAUAUCACUGCCCGCUCUCGCAGUCUAUUCACACAUCACCUCGGAAUUUGAGACAAACAUACAUUUCACGGUGUUCACGGGCUCGGCUGUCCUGAUCGCCGUCGUACACUACUGUAACUUCUGCCAGCUCAGCUCCUGGAUGCGGUCUUCCUUAGCCACUGUCGUUGGGGCCGGGCCCCUGUUUCUGCUCUACGUCUCACUGUGCCCCGACAGUUCCAUAGUAAUGUCACACCUUGACGCAGCACAGAAUUUCAGUUCCGAGAGGCAUCCAUGCAAUAGUUCACUGCUGCAUGAGAGCAAGAAACCAGCCAGCCUGAUUGGCCAGGAGGUGAUUCUUGUCUUCUUUCUCCUGCUAUUGUUGGUCUGGUUCCUGAACCGAGAAUUUGAAGUCAGCUACCGCCUUCACUACCACGGGGACGUGGAGGCGGACCUGCACCGCACGAAGAUCCAGAGUAUGAGGGACCAGGCUGACUGGCUGCUGAGGAAUAUCAUCCCCUACCACGUGGCCGAGCAGCUGAAGGUGUCCCAGACCUACUCCAAGAACCACGACAGUGGGGGCGUCAUCUUCGCCAGCAUUGUCAACUUCAGCGAGUUCUACGAGGAGAACUACGAGGGCGGCAAGGAGUGCUACCGGGUCCUCAACGAGCUGAUCGGGGACUUUGACGAGCUCCUGAGCAAGCCAGACUACAGCAGCAUUGAGAAGAUCAAGACCAUUGGCGCCACGUACAUGGCGGCGUCGGGGCUGAACGCCACCCAGUGCCAGGACGGCAGCCACCCGCAGGAGCACCUGCAGAUCCUGUUCGAGUUUGCCAAGGAGAUGAUGCGUGUGGUGGACGACUUCAACAACAACAUGCUGUGGUUCAACUUCAAGCUCCGAGUGGGCUUCAACCAUGGGCCCCUGACGGCGGGGGUCAUCGGCACCACCAAGCUGCUGUACGACAUCUGGGGGGACACCGUCAACAUUGCCAGCAGGAUGGACACCACGGGGGUGGAGUGUCGCAUCCAGGUGAGUGAAGAGAGCUACCGCGUCCUCAGCAAGAUGGGCUACGACUUUGACUACAGGGGCACGGUGAACGUCAAGGGCAAAGGGCAGAUGAAGACCUACCUUUACCCAAAGUGCACGGACAACGGGGUCGUGCCGCAGCACCAGCUGUCUAUCUCCCCAGACAUCCGGGUCCAGGUGGACGGCAGCAUUGGACGCUCUCCCACGGACGAGAUUGCCAACCUGGUGCCUUCUGUCCAGAACGCGGACAAGACAUCUCUGGGUUCUGAGAACAAUGCACAGGCCAAGGACACUCACGUGUCUUCAAAGAGACUGUGGAAAGAGCCUGUCAAAGCCGAAGAACGAUGUCGAUUUGGCAAAGCCAUAGAGAAAAGCGACUGUGAAGAAAUGGGGAUGGAAGAAGCCAAUGAACUCACCAAGCUCAAUGUCUCAAAGAGUAUGUGACACAGUGCCCGAAUGCUGCCCGCGGUGCUCUGCUCCUCGCAACACAAUAAUAUUUGUAUUUGGCUGUUAUGCGUUCCAGGCACCACAGUUUCCGUCCCUGGAUGUGGUGUCAUGUGGUCAUUGCAGCCCUAACUUCUGUGUGGAUCACAGUUAUUCAGGGUUCAUUUUCAUCCAUUGCUUUCCUUUUUCUCCCCCCUGGAACCAACCCUCUCCCCUUGGUAUAACCGUUUAGCAGCGUGGAGAACAAGUGCCUUCAGGGGCUGGCCAUGGCUUUGGAGUCUAGGGACAGAGGCCGCAGGUGGAGAUCAUGGCAUCGGGUGUCGUUGGACUUUGAAAACAAAAACUGUGGUUAAGAUAUCAUUUUUAUUGCUUUUUCUCACAAGACACUUUUUUUUGCUAAUACAAUGUUUCUGGGGUUUGUUUUUUUCUAUAUACAUAGUAGAGUUUUCCAAUGACCUGACCUUUCUAUGUAAACACAUACACGCACACACACUUGCUUUAUGAAUCUGAGAUCAAGUGCCAGUAACUCCCUGAGAGAGGGUGUCAAGUGGGGGUGUGGGCUGAGAACAGCGGUCAGCGGUCAGCCAGGACGGCCUGGUGCCCCUCCCUCCCUGCGCCUUCCAGAGCACCGGGGCCCUUGUGGGCUAUGGGUGCCCCACUCCCCACGUGUCCACACACAGGCCAGGAUUACAAAUGCUAACCAGUAACUAAGCUUGUGAACCCAGGCCUCAGGGAUUUAAAAGCUGUUUUCAGUCUGCCCCUGUGCCAAGGGGUCUUCCAGCUGGGAGCGAGGGGUUUGGCUUUGAGUCUGACUCGUCUGAGAGGGAAAUGAAAAUAAACAUCUGAGG
This is a messenger RNA of Rhinolophus ferrumequinum (greater horseshoe bat), 5523 nucleotides long. It is a transcript of the gene ADCY9, whose product is annotated as adenylate cyclase 9. Gene Ontology annotation, biological process: adenylate cyclase-activating G protein-coupled receptor signaling pathway; cyclic nucleotide biosynthetic process; intracellular signal transduction. The transcript has 11 exons. The record is from RefSeq and is a predicted model, not a curated record. NCBI's taxonomy places the organism in Eukaryota, Metazoa, Chordata, Mammalia, Chiroptera, Rhinolophidae. Bases 614 to 4675 code for a protein of 1353 amino acids. Gene Ontology annotation, molecular function: adenylate cyclase activity.